Molecule: messenger RNA, 497 nt
Organism: Cololabis saira (Pacific saury)
Lineage: Eukaryota; Metazoa; Chordata; Actinopteri; Beloniformes; Belonidae
Product: NACHT, LRR and PYD domains-containing protein 14-like
Exons: 4
Coding region: 1-480 (159 amino acids)
Molecular function (GO): protein binding
Source: RefSeq, a predicted model, not a curated record
AUGAAGACAGACGGACCAACAGCCAGGAAGAGACACAUGUCCUCUCAAGGACUGAGGAGACACAGGUUGCAGUACUGCAGUCUGUCAGAGAUCAGCUGUUCUUCUCUGGUCUCAGCUCUGAAGUCCAACCCCUCCCACCUGAAACAUCUGGACCUGAGCAAGAACUACCUGUAUGAUUCAGGAGUGAAACAUCUGAGUGGAUUUCUGGAGAGUCCAGACUGCAGACUGGAGACUCUGGAGUUGAGGGGCUGCGAUCUGUCAGAGAUCAGCUGUUCUUCUCUGGUCUCAGCUCUGAAGUCCAACCCCUCCCAUCUGAAACAUCUGGACCUGAGCAGCAACGACCUGCAGGCUGCAGAUGUGAAGCAGCUUUCUGAUCUGGUGGAGAGUCUAGACUACAAGCUGCAGGAUCUCAGGAAGAACACCAUGUGUGGGGGAGGGAGGACAUCUAGUGGACCUGAGGGGAAACACAGACAAAGGUAAGUUUACAUGAUCUGCUG